This is a messenger RNA of Synchiropus splendidus (mandarinfish), 838 nucleotides long. RefSeq names its product troponin I, slow skeletal muscle-like. Gene Ontology annotation, biological process: muscle contraction. The coding region runs from base 68 to 544 and encodes 158 amino acids. The transcript is spliced from 5 exons. NCBI's taxonomy places the organism in Eukaryota, Metazoa, Chordata, Actinopteri, Syngnathiformes, Callionymidae. The record is from RefSeq and is a predicted model, not a curated record. Gene Ontology annotation, cellular component: troponin complex.
CAAUUAUGUUUUGCAGGUAUCUCGACCAAAGAUCUCUGCAUCUCGCAGACUGGUCUUGAAGACCAAAAUGCUAAAGAAGGCCAUGACUAUGCUGGAGGCCGAUAAGCAAAUCAAGAAAGAGGAGCGGGAGAGGACGCUGGCCGAGAGAGUGCCGUGUUUGGAGAUGUCAGGGAUGUCCACAGAAGAGCUGCAGAAUCUUUGCAAAGAGCUUCACAAGAAAAUCGACGUGGUCGACGAAGUUCGAUAUGACAUUGCUGCAAAGGUCACCAUCAAUGACCGGGAGAUUCAGGACUUGUCUCAGAAGAUCUUUGAGCUGAAGGGCAAGAUGAAGAGACCUAACCUCAGGCGGGUCAGGGUGUCAGCUGACGCCAUGUUGGGAGCUCUGCUGGGAGCAAAGGUCAAAGAGUCUGUGGACUUCAAGGCCAACCUGAAGACCGUAAAGAAAGAGGAGGAGAAGAAAGAAGAGGUGACUGACUGGCGUAAAAACGUGGAGUCCAUGUCUGGCAUGGAGGGCAGGAAGAAGCUUUUUGACGCUGGACAGUAGAUCUUUGGUGAUACGUUUGUAAAGACAAGCAACACUGGAACAGUGUGACUGAAGACCAUAGGUGUAUUCAACAGCUUGAUUUGAUACCUUACAUUGCACGUGUCCAUUCAUAUAGCACUUUAAGGUAUAUCAUAUAGAGUAGUGCAGGUAGUACUGAUGUAAUGCACCAUGGGAAAUAUGCUCACUUGACUGCAACAGAUCAGCAUAAAUGCUCCACAUUGUCCCACUAGCUAAGACUGGUUGUGCAUAUGUGGUAGUCAAUAAAAUAACUCACCUCACCAUUCAAUUUCUGGC